Messenger RNA from Pelodiscus sinensis (Chinese soft-shelled turtle), 1378 nucleotides. The record is from RefSeq and is a predicted model, not a curated record. NCBI's taxonomy places the organism in Eukaryota, Metazoa, Chordata, Testudines, Trionychidae.
CUCCCACCUAAUACAAAGGCAGUAGCCCAGCUGUCAGACAGAAGGGGAGGUGCUGUGAGUGUAACAUAGGGACCUGGGCAAGUGGGCAGCUUUGGACACAGGGAGAGGAACGGGUACCAUGUGCAGUAACAAAAUCCAGGCCAGUCUGCUGGUGGUCAGCUAUUCCACCUACUUACUCUUGGGUGCAAUCGUCUUCCGGGCUCUGGAGAAAAAUGCUGAGAAAGAACAGAAAAUGGCUGUAAUCCAGAUGAAGGAGGCUUUUCUGCAGAACUUCACUCGCCUCACUGCGGCAGAUGUUGAGCAGUUUGUGAAGAACCUCACCGAAGCGGUGCAGAGAGGAGUCUAUCCAGUAGGAAACGAAUCACAGACUGAACUCAGCAACUGGGAUUUUAGUAACUCCUUCUUCUUUGUGGGCACGGUGGUAUCCACAAUUGGCUAUGGCACCUUGUGUCCUAAAACGGCUGCUGGCCAGAUCUUCUGUGUCUUGUUUGCCUCAUUCGGAAUCCCUUUGAAUAUCGUUUUCCUGCACCAGGUCGGGAAGAUGCUUUCUCUGCUGUGUGAAAGGCUUGGGCGAUGGCUGUAUGCGAAGGGAAUGAAAAAGAAGAAAAUCAAGUUUCUGACCCUUCUCUUCUUCCUGGUAAUGGGCAUUCUAGUGUUCCUGUGUCUGCCGUCAUUUGUCUUCCAGGUAGCGGAGGGCUGGUCCUACAGCGAAGGAGUUUAUUUUGCAUUUAUCACCCUGAGCACCAUUGGCUUUGGAGAUUACGUAGUAGGUAAACAGCCUGACAGGAAUUAUCCUCCCUAUUACCGGUCUUUGGUGGCCAUCUGGAUUAUCUUUGGUCUGGCCUGGAUUGCUCUUCUGUUUAAUUUAUUAACAACAUUACUAGAAGACACUGAAAAAAAGUUGCCCAGGAUCUUGAUAAAAUGGGAACAGCAGGUAAAGACAAUAAGGAAAACCGACAAAGAUAUUGGCCCGCUAGAUUUGUUCCUGCAGGAGAACCAUCAUUACUGGAUUUUGGAGGAGCUGCACAGAAGAGAGGGUCCCUAGCAGCACAUUUUGGAGAUGCAAAACAAGGGGAAGCUAUUUUUUUCUUAUAGCAAAAUAUUGUAAUAACCCACUGGGACCAGAAUUAUUAAAUGCAAAUUACACUGGUCCAGUAUUGUAAGAACUAGACCAAAAGGAGUAAAUCCUGUGGAAAUAUACUGGGACUUCUUUGAGCUAUGUCUCUGUAACUCAUCCUUCUUCCCCUCCCUUGCGCCCUCUUGUGGCUCUAUGUGCUGCUAUUCCGACAGUACCUUUACCAGGAAAUGAUCUUUCUUUCCUGUUUCUAUCCAGUUUUCCCUGUUUCUCCACUCCAGCUCAUCUGAAGAAGUGGGUUUU